AUGGCUGACGCGGCAUGGGCGUCCUUCUUGGGCGGAGGUGCCGCCGAACCCCCGCGGCAGAGGCGGGGCGGCGGCAGCGCCGAAAACGGGGACAAGAUCAAGGAGCUCUUGUCCAUCCUCGUGAAAUUGUGCCUCCAGACGAAGCAAGAGGUACGCAUGCUCAUGGCAGUCGUGUUCAUCUGCUUCCGGGUUGCAACGGACAGCACGGCGGCGCAGGGGGUCCGGAAGGCGUACAAGAUCCACGCCGACCGCACGAAGGGCAAGAGUGGCCAUGACGAGGGCGGCCCAGACCCAUGGGCAUUCAUAGUGUUGCUGAUUGAGGCCAGCACGUCAGAGCACAUUGAAGAAGGAGACCUUGCGAAGAUCCGGACUUUCCUCGCGGCUCACCCGCCGCCCAGUGACCCCAGAGGCGGGCCGGCAAGCGACGAGCUCCAGGAGGCCGUGAAGCUCUUCAUUCGUGUGCACCCGAAAUACGUUGAGCUAGAGAAUAUCGUGAUCAAGCACUUCCGGGGCAUGAAAUGCAAGCAGUACUUCGGCCAGGCCCCCCGGGGAGCCCUGGAGAGGAGGGCCCAGGACCUCUUCAAGGACCUCAACCUCGAUCUGGGAGAGGGCGGGGCGGCAGGCGGCCCUGCCGCUGGCGCCCGCGCGGUGCCGCGCGAGGCGAGCGCGGGCGCGCGAGCGGCCCGGGCGGAGGGCGCCGCUCGCAGGCGGCCCGCGAUGCGCGCCCCCGGCCGCGACGGCGCGGGCAGGAGCCAGCGCGAGCACCAGAUAGAGGGCCACCUGCAGGAGAAGAUCCGGACAAGGUAUCCCACACUGCGCUCGGCCUUCAGGGCCAUCGACCGCAGCAACAACGGGUACAUCUCUGAAGCGGACUUCGCGGAGGCCCUGCGGCGGGUGUUCUUGCCGACCCUCGCGCUCGCGGACGCCGACGUCGCUGCCGUAGCCCGGCGCUUCGACCUCAACGGCGACGGCUUCGUCAGCUUCCACGAGUUCGCCACCCGCAUGGAGGGCCGGGACUGCGAGGGCGCGGCGCGGGCGGAACCGCACCGCGAGGCCAGCGAGCUGAAUUCGCAGGCCGACAUGGCCAUGCAGGCGCUGCGGCAGUCGCUGGACAUGAAGUUUGCCACCCAGCGGGAGGCGUUCCUGUCCCUGCCCAAGGACGCGAAGUCCGCGCUGGACGAGGCCUCGGUGCGCGACGCGCUCCGGAGCCGCAGCAUCGACCUGCCCCCGGCGCAGCUGGAGCAGGUGUGGCGGCGGCUCGGCGGCGGGGAGGCCGCCAAGACCGUGUCGUACCGGGACUUCUGGCGGAAGAUGUCGAACGGAUCGCGGUUCGCCGGCCACCUCGACCGGCAGAUGUUCCGCGACCCCGAGGACGCCCUCGCCGAGGAGCCCCGCGCGGCGGGCGCGGCGAGCCCGGAGGCGGAGGCCCCGAGGGCGCUGGAGGGCGCCGCGCUGGAGGGGCUCCUCGGGGACCUCUGGGCGGACCUGCGGGCCGCCUUCGACCG
Molecule: messenger RNA, 1505 nt
Organism: Prorocentrum cordatum
Lineage: Eukaryota; Dinophyceae; Prorocentrales; Prorocentraceae
Source: the annotation of a GenBank genome assembly